Melanotaenia boesemani (Boeseman's rainbowfish) is the source of this 2071-nucleotide messenger RNA. RefSeq names its product calreticulin 3b (gene calr3b). The transcript is spliced from 9 exons. Gene Ontology annotation, biological process: protein folding. Gene Ontology annotation, cellular component: endoplasmic reticulum; endoplasmic reticulum membrane. The record is from RefSeq and is a predicted model, not a curated record. NCBI's taxonomy places the organism in Eukaryota, Metazoa, Chordata, Actinopteri, Atheriniformes, Melanotaeniidae. Gene Ontology annotation, molecular function: calcium ion binding. The coding region runs from base 69 to 1334 and encodes 421 amino acids.
CCUCUCUUCCUCCUCAACCUCUUCAUUUUUUGGCUCUGAGACGUAAAGCUUCGGAAAGUAGAGCAGAAAUGGGAAAAAUGCCGAUCUGGGGUCUAGUUGGGGUAAUAUUUGCAGUUAACUGCGUAAAUGCAAAGAUUUACUUUCGAGAGGAGUUUCUGGACGGUGAUGGAUGGAAAAGCCGCUGGGAAAACUCAAAACACAAAUCUGACUAUGGAGAGUGGAAGCUAACAGCUGGCAACUUCUAUGGAGAUGCUGAGAAAGACAAAGGUCUGCAGACAAGCCAAGAUGCUCGUUUCUAUGCUACAUCUGCCCAUUUUGAGCCUUUCAGUAAUGAGGGAAAGCCUUUGGUCAUUCAGUUUACAGUGAAGCAUGAGCAGAAGAUUGACUGUGGUGGUGGCUACGUGAAGGUCUUCCCUGCUGACCUAGAACAGACUGACAUGCAUGGAGAAUCCACAUACUACAUUAUGUUUGGACCUGACAUUUGUGGCUACAGCACCAAAAAAGUCCAUGUCAUCUUCAAUUACAAGGGCAAGAAUCACCUCAUCAAGAAAGAUAUUAAGUGCAAGGACGAUGAACUGACUCACCUGUACACGCUGAUCCUGAAUCCAGAUCAGACCUAUGAGGUGAAAAUUGACAAUGAAAAGGUAGAAUCUGGCAGUCUUGAGGAUGACUGGGACUUCCUCCCUCCAAAGAAAAUUAAGGACCCUGAAGCCAAGAAGCCAGAGGACUGGGAUGACCGGCCCAAGAUUGAUGACGCUGAUGACACAAAGCCUGAGGACUGGGACAAACCUGAAAAUAUCCCAGAUCCUGAUGCUAAAAAGCCUGAAGACUGGGAAGAAGAUAUGGAUGGAGAGUGGGAGCCACCCGUGAUCCCCAACCCAGAAUACAAAGGAGAAUGGAAACCCAAACAGAUUGACAACCCCAACUACAAAGGCGCCUGGGUGCAUCCUCAAAUUGACAAUCCGGAGUACAGUGCUGAUUCCAACAUAUACAAGUUUGACAAUAUUGGUGUUAUUGGUCUUGAUCUUUGGCAGGUGAAAUCUGGUACCAUCUUUGACAACUUCCUGAUCUCAGAUGAUGUGAAAGAAGCUGAGGACGUUGGAAAGGAGACAUGGGGCGUGACCAAGGAACCAGAGAAAAAAAUGAAACAAGAGCAGGAUGAUUUGAAACGAAAAGAGGAGGAAGAGAAGAGCAAAGACCAAGACACUGAGGCUGAUGAUGGCCUGGAGGAUGAGGAGGAAGAAGAGGAAGACGAGGGGGAGGACGAAGAAACAAAGGAUGAAGAACUUUCAGAAAAUGAUGACGAGGAAUCAACGCCUAAAGAUGAGCUUUGAGGAGGUUGUUUUUCUACCCCUUCCACAGAAACUGUCUUGUCAAUCCCAGGGGUAUAGUGGCUGCUGUGCAUCCUUUCCCUGAGAUAUGGACACAACCCAAGUCAGGGAUCUAAUGUAGAAAACGGGGGGCAAGUGGGUGUUAAUGGACUUGGUGUCUUUUUCAUGUUUGUCAUGUUACCCUUGAACUGCUGGAUUGAUUCUGUGGUUUUCCACCAUCAAAACCCAUUCCUCAUUUUGAAAUAAUACAAUCAGUUGGCACUGUCAUCCACUGUUUUCUUGAUUUUCUUGUCUAAACAUCUUCCUUCUUUUGCAGAUGUCUUUUGGUGGGUUGUUGUCCAGUGUAUUUUGAAGAUUCACCCAAAGCUGAUUUUAAUUUAAUUGUUCAAAGUACAGAAAAAGAGAACGGAGACAUGAAUUGAAACUGAGUUUGUAAGUUAUUUUGGUUCAUUGUGAGGCACUGAUUUUGUUUUCAUUUCCACUCUCUUGAAGGCACAGUUGAAUGAAAUGUUAAAACAUGAUUGAAUCUUAAUCCAGUUGAAAAUUAUUUUUAGUUGUCACUGAAAUGGGAUGAAGUCAUUAUGUCUUCAUAUGUUAAUAUCAUGGGAUCUGCAAUAUGUGCUGAAAGUCUGGAAAAAUGGAUGAUAAGCCCCUGGUGUGACUUGUGCAAGAGUUACACUCAUUUUUACUGGACAGAAUGUUAUUGAAGCCAAAGUUUUUAUUAAAAGAUUAUUACCUUA